ACCGCACCAACCCGCAACCACCCGCGCAGCGAGUUAGACUUGCCCAGCACCAGGCAUAGCGCGGACCCGUCCCCCUCUACCCCCUCCCUACCCUCCACCACCCGCGCCGUCCCUACGCCGAAUGUUUAGCUCGCUGCGGGGGGGUGAGGAAAGCAAGGCAGGAAGGGUGGGUUGCAGGCCUGCUGUCGAGAAAAUUUGCUCGGAGAGGAAAAAGCUACUGAUCCAGGCGUCAAAAGAAUUUCUUUGUCAUUGGACUGUCCGUUCCUGAUCUUCAUGUCCUACAUAAUUGCUGACCAAUCUAGGAAUGUCAUCUUUACCAUUGGAUCCAGAACUGGAGUCUCGCAUAAAGAAAGGUACAGAAAAAAUUUCUGAGAACAUGCAUAUUGUGGCGAAUGAGCCAUCACUAGCAUUCUACCGACUUCAGGAGCACGUUCGGAAAUCUUUACCGCCCAUGGUUGAGAAACGGGUUGAAGUAGUCCAACUCAAUCAUGAUCUACAAGGAUGUUUGUAUGAUGUGGAGUAUGGUGUGAGUGCCGUUAAGUCAAUAGAAAAGGCAGAAGAAAGCUUUUCGAACAUCAAGGAGCUCAUGAAAAAUGCAUUAAUUUUCAAACAACAAUUAAGACAAGAAGAGAUGAAAAGGGGUAAGAAAGAGCUCACUUCAUCAUCGGUAUAUCGAAGAUUGUCAGCUCAUAUUUCUCUUGCGGACUAUUCUUCAAAGUGAACUUUGACAAGAAACAAUUGUGAUAUUAGUUUUGAUUGUGUCAAAUGUAGAAUACUAAUACCUCCCUAACAUCUUGGAUUGUUCCUUUAUUGCCACUUUGUGGCACUUUUGUUCAAAGUUGUGGUUUAAAGUUCCAAAUCUAUAUUUCUAUUAUUAGCCAAGACUGACUUAUCUUUACCUUAUUCUAUUCUUUUCAAAGAGGGUAGGGGGAACAUAAUAAUAAAAAACCUUUUAUAAAAUUCUUCUAUUUACAAUAUUAACAAAACAGAUCAAAGUAAUAAACUCAUUAUGAACUA
This is a messenger RNA of Thrips palmi, 1017 nucleotides long. Its product is annotated as BLOC-1-related complex subunit 8 homolog. Gene Ontology annotation, cellular component: BORC complex. The coding region runs from base 305 to 721 and encodes 138 amino acids. NCBI's taxonomy places the organism in Eukaryota, Metazoa, Arthropoda, Insecta, Thysanoptera, Thripidae. The record is from RefSeq and is a predicted model, not a curated record. The transcript has 5 exons.